Molecule: messenger RNA, 5236 nt
Organism: Monopterus albus (swamp eel)
Lineage: Eukaryota; Metazoa; Chordata; Actinopteri; Synbranchiformes; Synbranchidae
Gene: plpp4
Product: phospholipid phosphatase 4
Exons: 7
Coding region: 382-1239 (285 amino acids)
Biological process (GO): phospholipid dephosphorylation; phospholipid metabolic process
Cellular component (GO): membrane
Molecular function (GO): phosphatidate phosphatase activity
Source: RefSeq, a predicted model, not a curated record
UUCCCUCACAGUGCUAACCCAAACCUCUCGUGUUUUUCCACAUUUGUCCUCUUCUGCCCCCAAACUCCAACCCCCGUUUAAGUAAUUGAUGGAGUGGAGGAAGGAGAGUUUCGCUCGAUAGACGAGCAGCUGGCAGGAACAGAGUUGUGGUAAAGAAAGCAGCCCGAGGGAAGUGAUACACACUGAGGCGAGCGGAACCAGGCGAAGACAAGGAAAAGAGAAGACCGCUUCAGGUGACAGAGCCGCGAUGGAGGCGCACGUCAUGUGUGAAUAGGGAGCACCGCUUCUGGAAGCGCUCUCAUUGUUAAGGUGGAUUACAAAGUGAACCCCCUGCAGGACUGACCGGCUGCCUUUGUCCUUUUUACUUGGCGGAUUAGAAUCAUGAAUGUGUCCCCCACAGACCGCAGGAAAAACAUGCGAGAACUGGCUUUGGAGAUUGGCAUCCGAGUUCUGCUUUUCGGAGUUUUUGUAUUUACGGAGUUUCUGGAGCCCUUUGAGAGAGUGAUUCAACCGGAGGAGCUCUGGCUCUACAAGAAUCCUCUAGUUGAGUCAGACCACAUUCCCAAGAGGGUUAUGUUCGCAAUUUCAUUUCUUACCCCACUGGCGGUCAUAUUUGUGGUGAAGAUAAUCCAGAGGACGGACAAGACAGAGAUCAAAGAGGCAUGCUUAGCUGUGUCCCUGGCUCUUGCCCUGAAUGGAGUCUUCACAAAUACUAUCAAGUUGAUUGUUGGCAGACCUAGGCCGGAUUAUUUCCAGCGUUGUUUUCCAGAUGGACAAAUGAAUGCAAAGAUGUUGUGCACCGGGGAGCCAGAUCUAGUUGCCGAGGGACGCAAGAGUUUCCCCAGCAGCCAUUCCUCCUUUGCAUUCUCUGGUCUUGGCUUCACCUCCUUCUACCUGGCAGGGAAGCUGCAGUGUUUCACGGAUCAGGGUCGAGGGCGUAGCUGGCGUCUGUGUGCCAUGGUGCUGCCUCUCUACAGCGCUAUGAUGAUUGCACUGUCCCGCACUUGUGACUACAAACACCACUGGCAAGACGCCUUUGUUGGAGGAGUGAUCGGGUUACUGUUUGCAUAUAUCUGCUACCGCCAGCACUACCCACCCUUUCUACACAUGGACUGCCACCUGCCUUAUGCCAGUCUGGCUGCAGCAGCCCACGCACCUUCACAUCCCCAGGAUGACCCGCAGCCCACUGACAAUGCCACCUCUCUUCCCCUGGAGGGCUUGACCGAAGGGCCAGUAUGACUAGUGGCCAAUGCCGAGACUCUCUCCAACACCGUCACCAGUCCUCUGAGCUCACUUCCCCAUUCCCAGUGAUGGACUGGUUCUUGUAUUGUAUACAUUCCAGUGGACAGUAACAGUCCUCACUCAUCUCCAUACAGUUACAUCCAGUUUCGGUGGCAUCUACAUUCUUUUGUGUUUAUGUCUAUUUUUUUUUAGAUAUAUAAUACAAUUCUGGCUUAGCAGCCGUGGAAGUCUAUAUUUAGCUAUGAUGUAUGAGAGGAACCUAUGAAUAUGGGACAUCACCACUGAGAGGGAGGAGAAAAAAAAGGCUGAAGACCUAAGGAAACAAGUCUUGUUAAUGGCUGUGAAGAAAAAUGAAAAUAUUGCCAAGUUUUACUGGAGUGUAUUUGCUUAAAGAGAGACAUGUUUUGGCAGGUUGUUUUAUGCUGGAAUAUAUUUAAUGGUUGGCUGCUAAGUGAGAAGACCCUGAGAAAUCUCAUGAAAUGCCACAGCAAUCGAACAUGAAAUCAAACCAAUUAAACAUCCACCAAUCAAACAUAUUAGAUGUCACAGUUAGAAACAAAUGACUGGACGAGUAGCAACUUGUGCCAGAAAUCCAAUGACAUUUUCUAUACUUACAUUAAGCCUUUUAGACGUACGCUGCAUUUUCAGAGGGCACCAGUGUUUUGCUUAAAAACUCAUACAGAUUCAUACCUCCACAGCUUUUAAGUUCUUUGUUGUCCAUAGCUAAUUAAUGAAAAAUUUGAAACCAAUACACGCCUGGAGAAAAGCACUGUCCGUGUCAAGGACAAGCCUCAGUGGUCCACAGCCAUUCUCCUCUCCAUUCCCCCAUUUUGUAUUAUUAUAUUAUAUUAUUGUCUCAUUCCCUUGAAUUUAUGUAACUGUCCAGUGCACUCCUGCAUAUCACCCUUCCCCACUCCUCUUCCUCACUUUGUCACUAUCCAGCUUUAUUUUCACAAGCCAUGCAUUUAUCACUUUUACAGAGGUAGCAGAGGGAUGUGGUCCCAAAUUGUGCAGUCAGUAACAGACAGGUGGGAACAGUGUGGUGGAAGUGUGUCUGGAUGGGCACAAACUCCAAUCUGGUCCUGCAUUAAUCCUCAUUACAGAGAAUCAGCCACUGCUACUUAUGAGAACAUUAGGACUAUAUGAGCUGCCCCACAGGCUGUCCAAGCAUUGCAAAGUGCUUUCAGUCCACUGUGGCCCUACAAAUAGACAAUCUAGCAUUCAGCAGAUGUCAGGCCUAAACUCGAGUCAGCGAUUUUGAUUACUCAUUAUUCAUCUGUUAAUGUUCCAUUAUUUAUUAAUAUUUCCAGCCUUAAUUUAGGGACACCACAGUGAAAUGAAAGAGACACCAAAGAUUUGUAGCUUUCCUCUGCUUGGGUUGUAUGCAUCCUUUUAGGCUUUAUUAACAGAGAGGACACAUCAAUAAUGCUAUUUGUAGCUUCUUACAAGUUUGGUUAGAAAUGAUGGAACAUUUUUGUUGUCUUGGUUACUGGGCCUUUUCUUGCCAUUGCUGUGACAUUAAUGGGAAGGUGCAGUCUCUAAUUCAACCGAGCUACAUGGUGAGACAAAGAUUAAAUAUUUUCAAGCAAGGGAAAAACAGGAUAUAGCACAUCAAAAGAGCAUGAUAUGAAAAGAGUAGUAAGCAGAAUUUAGAGUUAUUUUGCAAUUUUAUUAUUUUUGACAGCAUGAUAGUUAACCAUAUUUUCACAUUUGUCUGUUUCCUGUCAAAGGAUCACACAUUUUGUAGAAAGCAUCAGAAACAGCCCCACCUUCAGCUGCUGUUUGCUUAAUUCUCAACACAAUUGGCUUGUGGGCACAGGAAUAGACAAGAAAAGUUUCUUUCUCUUCCUAUGUUUGAAAUUAGUUUGACAUCAUUUUCAAAAUCUGCUACAAUUAAACCUCUGUUAUUAAUUAAAUCCAUUGGCAGCUUGUUAAGACUCUGUCUGUUCAUAUGUCAUAUGUGUUGUUGUACUUACUACACCUUUUUGAGCUUUAAGACCUGGUUUUUGGGGUUUGGGUUAGAAUUAGUUUCAGGUUAGGGUCAAGGUAAGGGUUAGGGUUAGUUCUCAUGGUUUAAGGUUAGGGGCUAUAAAACGCAUUACUGUAUGUCAAUGAGUGUGUUCACAAAAAUAGAAGUACAAGUGCGUUUGUGUGUGUGUGUGUGUGUGUGUGUGUGUGUGUGUAGGUUUUGAUGAGGCCUACAAUGGUGCAAUACAAAGUGAAAUCUUACAAGGAGAUUGGCAUCUUGACCAGACUGCACCUUUUUUGCUGGUUCCAGCACAAGUCUGGUGAUGCAGCUGUGGGAUUUUAACAUCUUGACGUAGAUUUAGAGAUGAAAUGAUUGUGUCACUGACACAAUUUGUCUGCAUUUGUCUAACUUGGCAGCCUAAUGUUUGUACUUUUAUCGUUUAGUUUUUCCUUGUGGAUGUUUAGAAUACAUUCAGUACAGAAAGUUUUAAGAGCUCUUAAAAUUUUCCACAUUUUAUAUUCCAGACUCAUCUCAAAAUAUAUGAAAUAAAAUGUUUUAUCAUCAGUUUAUACACAAUAUUUCACAAUGACAAAGUGCAAACAGUUUUUGGAGUGUUCUGUAAAUGCAUUAACAAUAAAAGAAUUAUCCCAUUUAUAUAAGUACUCAGACCCUUUGCUUAGUACUUUGUUAAAGCAGCUUUGGCAGCCACGACAGCCUCAAGUCUUCCUGAGAAUGAAGCUGCAUGCAUGGCACUUUUCUUUUAGAACUACAGUAUCUUCUCCUCUUCUUAGCAGAAUCAUUUAAGGUCAACAAGGUUGGAUGGGGAUCGCUGGUGCACAGCCAUUUUCAGAUGUUCUUUUGGCUUCAGGUCUGGACUGUGGCUGGGCCACUCCACAACUUUAACAAUUUUCCUGAAGCCACUCCUGUGUUUUCUUGACGCUAUGCUUUGAAUUGUUGUCCUGUUGAAAACCUUCACCCAGCCUGAGAUCCUGAGCACUCUGGAGAAGGUUUUCCACUAAGGAUUGCUUUAUAUAUUUCUGCAUUAAUCAUUCCCUCUAUCUCUAUCUUGACUAGUCUCCCAGUCCCAGAUGCAGAAAACCAUGUGCGUGAUGCUGCCACCACCGUGUUUGACUGUAGAGAUGGUAUUAAUGAGGCGAUGCUCAGUGCCUGGGUUUCUCCACACAUGCUGUUGGGAAUAGUGGCCAAAUUUUUGUUUCAUCAGACCAGAGAAUUCUGCUUCUCAUAGUCUCAGAGACGUUUAGGUGGUUUUUGGCCAACUCCCAGUGGGCUGUUGUGUCUUUUAGUGAGGAAUGGCUUCUGUCUGGCCACUCCACCAUAGAGGCCUGAUUGGUGCAGUGCUGCGUUGAUGGCUGUCCAUCCAUAAGGUUCUCUCAUCUCCAGAAAGGAACUUUGGAUCUCAUUAAUAGUGACCCUUUGGUUCUUGGUUACCAGUCUGACCAAGGCCCUUCAUCCCUGAGUACUCAUUUUGACUGGCCGACCAGAGCUAUGAAUAUAGUUGAUGGUUCCAAAUCUCUUGAUGGAGGCUACUGUGCUCUUGGGCACUUUCAGUGCUGCAGAUUUUUUUUGUAUUCUUCCCCAGAUCUGUGUCCUGACACAAUCCUGUCUCACAGGUCUGUGGAUGGUUCUCUCGACCUCAUGGCUUUGUUUUCAUUCUGACAUACUCAACUAUGAGACUUCAGACAGAUAGGUGCGUGCCCUUCCUAAUUAUAUCCAAUGAAUUAAAUUAGGCACAGGUGAACUUUAAUCAAGUUGUAGAAGCAUCUCAAGGACUAUUGAUGACAGUAGAAUGCACCAGAGCUCAUUUGCAAAUAUCAUAACAAAGUGUCUGAAUACUUAUGUAAAUUACAUAUUUCAGUUUUUUAUUUUUUAAUAAAUUUACAAAAUACUCUAAAAGCCUGUUUCCACUUUGUCAUUCUGAAGCAUUGUGUUUGGAUGGAUGAGGAAAAAAAUGAAUUGAAUCUAUUUAAAACUGGGGGUGACUGUGGUUCAGUGGGUAGAACAGUC